AUGGAUGAGAUAAAGGAGAAUCCUAGAGCAUGGAAAUGGUUGAGUGAUAUUGAUAGCAAGCACUGGUCAAGGCACAAAUUUAGCACUAAUGCUAAGACAGAUUUGGUUGUUAACAAUAUUAGUGAGUCAUAUAAUGCUUGGAUACUAGAGGCUAGAGAAGAACCUAUGUGCACAAUGAUGGAGCAUAAUAGAACAAAGUUGAUGGAGUCUAUUAGCAUCAAAAGGGAUGGUGCAGAAAGAGAUACAUGGGUUAUACCUCCAAACUACAAGAAAAGGCUUGAGCUGGAGAAGAAAUUUGCUUCAAUUUUCAAGGUUGUGUGUGCUGGACGUGGCAUUUGGCAAGUCACUUGUAAAGAUAGCCAAUAUGUUGUUGAUCUGGACAGCCGCAAGUGUGGGUACUACAAGUGGGAUGUCACGGGAGUCCCAUGCUGCCAUGCUAUUGCAGCUAUACAUCAGUUCAAGCACAAGCCUGAAGAUUACAUUUCACCAUACUUUACUAGGGAGAAAAACAUAGCUGCCUAUGAGGGGAUGAUCAUGCCUAUCCCUGACAAGACACAAUGGUUGAAGACAGAUUUCCAUGAAGUAGAUCCACCACUAUACCAUGCACAACCAGGAAGGCUAAGGAAGAAGAGAGUUAAGGCUCAACGUGAACCUCAUGUUCCUGAGAGGGCUUCAAAGAAAGCAUCAAUUAGAUGUUCUAACUACCAUACUUAUGGUCACAACGUCAAGGGAUGUGGUCUGCCAAUUAGGCCAGAUUGGGAGGCUAGGAAGGGAGCAAAGUUUACCAGGCAUGUCUCAACCUCAAUCAGCCGAUGGAUCUCAGCCAAGGCAGCCAACAAAAGCAACUCGUCGAGGAUCAAAGAGUAG
Molecule: messenger RNA, 867 nt
Organism: Phragmites australis (common reed)
Lineage: Eukaryota; Viridiplantae; Streptophyta; Magnoliopsida; Poales; Poaceae
Exons: 2
Coding region: 1-867 (288 amino acids)
Molecular function (GO): zinc ion binding
Source: RefSeq, a predicted model, not a curated record